AUGGACAUCGAUCCUACCAAGUUGGUCACCUGGCCGCACACGCAGGGCGUCUCCCGCUGCGCGUUCACUCCCAACGGACAGUGAGUUCAGCCUGCCCCCAUGGACCAGGAUAGAAAGCACUCGACGCAUCACGGCCUACCUGACACUAUCCGGAACUGACUCAAUCUUCCCCCACCUUCCAGUCUCUUGUAUACGGCCGGAGCGGAAGGUUAUAUCCGCGUAUUCGACACGGACCCGGCCCACGCCGACGAAGGCUUGCCGCCGCCGCUGUUGAUCGACUUUCACGAGGAACCCAAUUUCGGAUUGUCGUGCUCGGUGAGUCGUGUUCCGGUAUGAUAAAUUCGGGGCGUGUCGCUUGGUCUGCGGCAGAAGCCUCUCCCGCGAAGCCUGCCAUCUCUUUGACCGAGGUCGAGACGGCUCCGGCCGACGCGUCUACAUGAGAAAGCUACGAGUCAUCUCCAACACUGACGCGUCUUGUUCCCUCUCUUUUUUUCGUCGGGACAGAAUGAUUUCGUGUGCUCCGCCAACGAAUCCGGAUUAGUCGUCUUGCAUCGCCAUGGCGUGAUCACCGAGAUUGACUCCAUCUUGACCCGGUGUAGCGAACCGGUCAGGAGCGCGAGGUUCGAUCCCAAAGGUCAAAAAAUUGCCGUCGCUUCAGAGUAGGUUCGAACGAAUCAUCCCAGUUUGAAUUCAGCGUUGAAGCUAAUGGUGUUUAUCCUCGUCCUCGGGGGUGGACAGUGAGUUGAUCGUCAAGGUCAUCGAUAUCAACGAUCCGGUCAACGGCAUCCAGCUCUUGCCUGGCCACCGAAAGGGGGUCAGGGAGGCAACUUGGUCACCCGAUGGGCAGCUCUUGGUCAGUUUUUGGACCGAAUCACUCAGAACCAUGGGUCUUUGGAAAAUUGACUAUGACGGAUUUCCGAGCGGCUGAUUACAGACGACUUCGGGGCAAGAUGGACAAAUUCGUGUUUGGGAUUUUACCUCGGGCUCGGAACCGACUUGCAUCCAAACGCUCGAAGGCGUCAUCGAACCCAAUACCGAUCCUGCCUCCGAAUACAGCAUCGCCGUCGUCUGGCACCCUUCCUCAAAGUACUUUGUCGUCCCUUCCAAGACCAGAGAGGUGGCGAUCUACUCGAGGGAGAGCUGGAGCAAGAUCGGUGUGCUUUCACCUCCUUCUACGGAGGGCACGACAGCGGGAAUGAUGUCCUCGCUCGCGUUCUCGAAUAACGGGGUCUACCUCGCCACCGCGAUGAAUGAUUGGAUCCACGUGUGGAACUUCACCGAGAGGAAGAUCGUCACUUCGACCCAGCACACCCAAGGCAUCGUGACGGACAUGGCGUUUCAACCGACGCCUACGACCAACAUGCUCGCUUAUGCCCACAGUACGGGCCAAUUCACGAUAUGGAAGGACGUCAUCCCUUCCACCAUGGCCAAACCGACUUGGUCGAUCGCCAAGGCGCGGCAGAUGUUGCUGGCCAGGAGCGAGAGGGAGGAGAGGGAGACGAGCGAGAGCGUCACGAGCAAGGUUGGAGAGGACGAUGGCAAGGGGGACGACUACUUUGGCGACGAUUUGGAUGGGUGGCUGGAUGACGAUGAGGGGCUCAUGCAGAAGAAGGACGAGUACGGGAUGGAUGAGGAUAGAGAUGGUGGGGAUAGUCGGAUGAAUGGAGUGAUCAGCAAGUAUGAGCGAGCGGGCGGCGAUCGCAUCAGCUCGACGAGAUACUGUGGGUCCGGUUCUUUUGUGGAGAGCAAAGGGUUUUCGCUCAUGAAAGAUCGAUACCACAGUGACGGCCGGCGCAUCCUCCUCGAACUCGUACUCUUACACCCAGGGACAGCCAUCCUUCCAACCCGGCUCAACCCCGUUUCGCGAGAAGAGGCGGUACCUCGGUAGGUCACAGUUCCCCUGCUCUUGUCGAGGCUGAGUGGUAGCUGACCCCUUGAUCGGUCUCGCAGCUUUUAACAUGCUGGGCUUGAUUCAUGCCGUCGACCGGGAUGAUCAGAACCUCGUCACGAUCGAGUUCCACGAUCGCAGCGCGCAAACUGGAACCCACUUCAACGACUCGUUCAAAUUCACCAUGGGCGCUCUCGGUAAGCUGGUCUCCUGACUGUGAGCCAACGGCUCCGGUGUUAAUGGCUUCGUUCAUUUCCAGGCGAGCUCGGUUCCGCUUUCGCCGUCAAAGGAACGUCGGACUCUCCCUCGCUCGUGUAUUACAAGCCUUUCGAGUCUUGGACAACGACGCAGGAAUGGCAAUACUCGCUACCGCAAGACGAGAACGUCAUCGCGCUCUCGGUCGGCGGCAUCGCGCCCGAGGACCUGAACGAGAUCUCUAUCGCCGGCACGGGGACCGUCGUUGUCGCGACCGAUCGAGGCUACGUUCGCUUCUUCAGCGGCUCAGGUUUGCAAAAGUAUGUUUGGAACCUCGGCGAUUCCGUUGUUUCGAUUGCGGCGGGCAAAGACUGGGCUUUGAUCGUCUAUCGAAGCGGAUCUUCGGUUCCGGACUUGACUUACGUCUUGGUGGAUACGGACUCGUUCGAGGUGUUGCAGCAAGGCAAGAUGCCUUUGAUGCAGGGCGUGUCGUUGGCCUGGAUCGGGUUGACGGAUGAGCAGGUCAGUGUUGGAAGCUAUUCCGGGCCGGUGUGCGCCAGAUGUUGACGGGGGAAGGGCUUGCACUCGUCCAGAUCCCCGCCAUGUACGACUCGAGGGGUGUGUUUUCCGUCCUCGACCGUUCACGUCGCCCGCGGCAGGCUCGGUGGGUACCCGUGCUCGAGACGUCCGCCAUGGCUCGUCGCGAGAACAAGCAGGAAACGUACUGGCCAAUCGGCCUCACCGCUCAGCACGCCCAUGUCAUCUUCUUAAAGGUCAGUCUUGAGAGCGAAAACCAGGCACACUCGAUGUUUGCUGACCCAUCAGUGUUUGCGUGUGCACAACGAUAGGGUGAGGAGUCGCACCCCCACUUCCCGACGCCGUUAAUCCAGGAGCUCGAUCUCCAACUCCCUCUUCUGCGCCUCGAUGUGCAACAAGGCCAACUCGAAGAAAAGUACCUGCGCGAAACGACGUUCGUCUCGCACCGUCGCGACGGCGCCUCUGCUGACGACUACGACUUGACAACGACCUUGGCGCGCCAAGAGUUGGAGGUCGACAAGCAUUUGCUCAUGGCUAUCCAGACGGCGUGCAAGGCCGAGAGGUUGGAGCAGGCCCUCGACGCAACAUUGCUCUUAUCGCAGAAGGCGUCUCUCAUUGCCGCGGCCAAGAUCGCUCGCUUCUUCAACUUGCCCGGGCUCGAGGAGCGCAUUCAGAUCGUGCAAGAGGUCAAGGAAGCCGAGGGCGAUGGUGCACCGUCCAAAGUCCGUGAAGGGAAGUGGUCGCAUCUCAUCGAUGAGAGGAAUGUUCGAGGCUCCGGUGGGUUCGGCGGUCGCUCAAACGAUAGCAACAUCAACGUCUUUGCGAUGGGCAGUAAAAGGUCCAUGAUGGCCCCGAGUUCGUCGAUGGGGAUGGCGUCCGUUGCGCCGAGCUAUCGCGAUUCAAGCAUGGCUCGACGACCGAUAGACUCACAAUAUGGCGAAUCGUUGAGUGAGCCUGUCGGUGAGGACGAUGAGGAGAUGAUGGACGACCUACGAGCGAGCAAGCGAGCUCGAUCGCCAGAGGGCAGCGGAGAUGAUGAGGAUUUGUACGAGUCUCCGGUCGCGGAGACGGUCGAGGCUGUGCCAGCGCACAAGAAGAAGGGUGAGCUGUCUUAUGCCAACGCGGUCUUAGCUUUGGCCCCAUUCUAAUCAAAAACCCUAUCUUGCCUUCAUCAGCGAGCAACCCGUUCCGCCGACGCACGCCCCCACCAGCGGGUGCUCGGACUCCCGUCUCGCCAGCGAACCCGUUCGCGUCGAAGAAGACAGGGGCGAGCAAAGCCGCCGAUCUGCACCGCACGGGUAGCUUCUUUAGCCGCGUCGAAGGCACUGAAGCGCCCAAGGUCAAGGUCAAACGUGCGGCCCCCGUUGCCGGUUCUUCCAGCGUGAAAACACAGACCGUGCCCGGGACCAAGCAGACGACUCUCUUUGGCUUCGCUACCGUCGUCGAAGAAGACAACAAAGCAUCCGCACCCAAGGGCAAGAAGCGCAAGUCGACGAACGGCGUAACUACUCGAGAGGAUGGUGAAGCUGACAACGACGAUGCGGACUUACCGACACCGUUCGCCAAGCCGUUACCCAAGCUCGUUCCUUCGACCGCUGGUUUGGGAGGACACGCGAAGGAGCUUCCGCGCGAAGGGGAUGAAUUCGAGGAGACGCAGGUUGAGACGCAGGAGGAGUCGUUGCAGCCUAUCAACAAGGCUCGAUCAUCCGCUCGUAAAGCUUCACCUGUCGACGAUGCCGAAGACGAGAUGGAAGCGACGCAGCUCGAAGACACGCAGAUCCUGAGCGUCUUGUCUACUUGCACGAAGGAGAACGUUGGCGCAGUGACGGUGCCCCCGACGACUGCGAGCAAGUUGAGCAAGUAUCGAAUGGUUGCUCCCGUUGCUCCUGCUUCGGUGGCUGUCGAGCCGAUGACGGAGCCGGUCGAGAUCGCGAUCGAGCAAUCUGCGGUCGAGGAAGCGACUGCGGCGGAAUGA
This is a messenger RNA of Microbotryum saponariae, 4595 nucleotides long. The record is from the annotation of a GenBank genome assembly. NCBI's taxonomy places the organism in Eukaryota, Fungi, Basidiomycota, Microbotryomycetes, Microbotryales, Microbotryaceae.